Messenger RNA from Cicer arietinum (chickpea), 1462 nucleotides. Its product is annotated as protein IRX15-LIKE. The record is from RefSeq and is a predicted model, not a curated record. Lineage: Eukaryota; Viridiplantae; Streptophyta; Magnoliopsida; Fabales; Fabaceae. Gene Ontology annotation, biological process: xylan biosynthetic process.
UCAAACCUUAUUUCACAAAUUCUCUCUCACAUCUCAGAAUCUCUUCCACUCCACCCUCAAAGGAGAGAAAGAGAGAGAUUCUAAAUUCUAAAAAAAAAUAUAAACUUUUUCUUUUUUCUUUUUCAAUUAUCUCCAAAAUGAAGAACACAAACAACAACACAAAACUCAUUCUCCUUCACCCAUAUAUCCAAAAACAAGGAAACUCAAAUCGAUUAUGGCUUCUAGCAUUAAUUUCAAUUCUCACUUUAGCUUUUCUUGCAACACUCAUUUACACAAGAGAAAAUUCAACCUUCAACAACACAAACACAUCAAUUUCCUCUGUUAUUUCCACCCCUGUUUCUUCUUCACCAUUACCAUCAACAGUAAUCAACACUCUUCUCCACUAUGCUUCAAAAUCAAACGACACAUACCACAUGACAUACUCAGAUCUCAAACCAAUCUCCGACGUGCUUCGAAAAUGUUCAUCACCAUGCAAUUUACUCAUAUUUGGUCUCACACCAGAGACCCUUUUAUGGAAAGCACUUAAUCACAACGGAAAAACGGUUUUCAUCGAUGAAAACCGUUACUACGCUGCAUACAUAGAAGAAAAACACCCUGAAAUUGAUGCUUAUGAUGUUACGUACACAACAAAAAGAAGUGAAAUGAAAGAGUUAAUAGCUUCAGCUAAAGAACAUGUAGCUAAUGAAUGUAAACCAGUUCAGAAUCUUUUGUUUUCGGAUUGUAAACUUGGAAUCAAUGAUCUUCCAAACCAUGUGUACGAGGUUGACUGGGAUGUUAUAUUGGUUGAUGGGCCACGGGGGGAUUGGCCGGAAGCACCGGGGAGAAUGUCGGCGAUUUUCACGGCCGGUGUGUUGGCUAGAAGUAAGAAAGGUGGGAAUCCUAAGACUCAUGUUUUUUUGCAUGAUUUUUAUGGUGAAGUGCAACAGGUUUGUGGUAAUGAGUUUUUGUGUAAAGAGAAUUUGUUGGAAGAAAGUGAGAGUUUGGGACAUUAUGUGUUGGAGAGGAUGAAUGAAAAUAGUGUUCAAUAUUGUAAAGGGUCUUCUUCUUCAUCCACUUGAUUUGUUACUCUCUCUUUGCAACUUCCACACAUUUGAUCAAAUACAUGUCCACAUUUGAACAUUACAUUUUCUCAAAUUACUACCGGUGCCGACAUGUCAGUGUCAAUAUAGUCUCUGGUAUUUGUGUCGGUAUAUGUGGUACAUAGAUUACCCUCAUCUUUCAUUCAGAUUUCUCAUAAUUGUCUUAGUCACAAAUUGUUUUGUUCAUCUUUCAUUCAGUUGUUACCCUUAUUGGUUUUGUGGGGUAUUUAUCAUCCAUUACUCUCCAUUUAUGUUUUGAUGGCUUCUUGGUUGCAGCUUUGUAAAAAAUCAAUAAUUCUUUGUUUUUUUUUCUUUUCAUUUUGAUGGUUCUGAAAAUUGUAAUUUGAUCAAUUCAAUGAAUUCAAGCUUUCAAAUUUGCGUUA